AUGCGCGAGCUCGUGCACGUCCAGGGAGGUCAGUGCGGCAACCAGAUCGGCGCGAAGUUCUGGGAGGUGAUCGCGGAUGAGCAUGGCAUUGAUCCCACAGGUACCUACCAUGGAGACUCCGACCUGCAGCUCGAGCGCAUCAACGUCUAUUUCAACGAGGCUACCGGUGGCAGGUAUGUGCCCCGCGCAGUGCUCAUGGACCUGGAGCCUGGCACGAUGGAUAGCGUACGUGCCGGACCCUUUGGCCAGCUCUUCCGCCCGGACAACUUUGUGUUCGGCCAAACCGGAGCCGGAAAUAAUUGGGCCAAGGGCCAUUACACCGAAGGUGCCGAGCUGAUUGAUUCAGUGCUUGACGUGGUCCGCAAGGAAGCCGAAGGCUGCGACUGCUUGCAGGGCUUUCAGCUGUGCCAUUCUCUCGGGGGCGGCACUGGCGCUGGCAUGGGCACGCUCUUGAUCUCCAAAGUCAGGGAGGAAUAUCCCGACCGUAUCAUGGAAACGUUCUCUGUGAUCCCCUCUCCCAAAGUGUCGGACACCGUCGUCGAGCCCUACAACGCAGUCCUGAGCUUUCACCAAUUGGUGGAAAACUCCGACGAGUCCUUCUUGCUGGACAACGAGGCAUUGUACGACAUUUGUUUCCGCACGCUGAAACUGACCACGCCGACCUACGGGGACCUGAACCACUUGGUCUCCGCGGCCAUGUCAGGGGUGACUUGUUGCUUGCGCUUCCCGGGUCAGCUGAACUGCGACCUGCGCAAGAUCGCGGUGAACCUCGUGCCCUUCCCGCGCUUGCACUUCUUCAUGACGGGCUUUGCGCCGUUGACCUCCCGCGGCUCGCAGCAGUACCGUGCCCUGACCGUGCCAGAGCUUACGCAGCAGAUGUUUGAUGCCAAGAACAUGAUGUGCGCGGCGGAUCCUCGCCAUGGCCGCUACCUGACGGCGGCGGCCCUGUUCCGCGGGCGGAUGUCUACUAAGGAAGUGGAUGAGCAAAUGCUGAACGUGCAGAACAAGAACUCGUCGUACUUUGUGGAAUGGAUCCCGAACAACAUCAAGGCCUCGGUCUGCGACAUCCCGCCCAAGGGCCUGAAGAUGGCGGUGUCCUUCGCGGGCAACUCCACGGCCAUCCAGGAGAUGUUCAAGCGCGUGGCCGAGUACUUCACCGCCAUGUUCCGGCGCAAGGCCUUCCUGCACUGGUACACGGGCGAGGGCAUGGAUGAGAUGGAGUUCACCGAGGCGGAGUCCAACAUGAACGACCUGGUCUCUGAGUACCAGCAGUACCAGGAUGCCACGGCAGAGGAGGAGGGCGAGUUUGAUGAAGAGGAGGGAGAGCAGUCCCAGGAGCAGGCGGCCGUGGCGGCCUACUCAAAGCACCUAAGCCGAUGGAUUGAGAGUGGGCUCCGGGACGGCGCGGUGCUCUUGGCGGGGCUGCCGCUGCAAAGCGUAAAGACUUACCAGCCGGCGUGCUUCAACUUCGCGGAUUACAAGGCCAUCCAGCCCUUCUUCCGGGAGGCUUUGCCCUCGUUGCUGCGGGGAGUGUGUGCCCUUUGCGACACUGCGCCGGCCAAGAGGUCCUCGCCCACCGCGGCCCAGAAGGGAGCCUGGGUGCUUAGCAAGGAGCUGGCCUCGCUCUGUCUAGGUGUGGUGACCUUGCUCUCCUCCGCAGAUUUGGCGACGGAGGACUUUCAGGUGCUGAUUCGCACAGUCCGGCACAUUUUGAUCCUCUCCGCCCAAGCAGUGGAGCAAGAUGUGGCCAUCGUGAGUCUGGGCACCUUCGUGGACGUCAUGGGCUGUGUCUGGAAGGAGGUCUUCUGCCAGCCAAGGCGCCUUGCGCUGCUUCCCAACUUGAUGGAGCUGAUCCACGCCAUCUCCGGCGCCCUGUGGACCAAGAGGCAGCCUGGGCUGACGGAAAAGCCGAGGUCAGAAGCCGCUUCUGAGCUGCCGUGGCUGGAUGGUCUGAGUGGAGAUAGCGCUGAAGGCGCCAAGAGCCGCGAUGCCCUGGGCGCCUACGCCUUUCACGUGGUUGCAGCGACCCUGCGCAGCGACGUGUCUGAGAGCAACCUCUCCAUGGCGCUGGAGGUCUUCCACUGGUGGCUCCGCGAUGCCUUGCCAAAGAGCUUGGACGCCGAGGAGACGCCGGAGGAGGAUCUGAUGGCACAGGCUCUUGCCGACAGCCCUCUGGAUCGUCCGGAAGCCGCUAGCAGCUGCCCCUGGCUUUGGCUCCUCCUCUCACCCUUCCCUGAGAGCUUGGUUCAGACUCAUCCUGCAGUGACCCUGAAGUACUGGAAGCAGGUCUGCGCCCUGCUGUCCGGCACGCCUUCCGACGAGGGCUCCGGCCAAGCGCGGGCCGGGAGCCAGCUACUGUACCUCGCCCUCAUCUCCAACAAGCUUUGCCGCUCGGUGCUGCUGAAGCUCCAGGAGUGCGAGUCCCAGGUCACGGAGGCGUCCGAGCGCAUGCUGGUGUACGCAUUUGCAGUGCUGGUGCCCGCCGUGAGCGGCAUGGCCCACGUGCAGGCAGAGGCGCCGGAGCAAGGCCUCCAGCCACUGGCCGGGGCGGAAGCGGAAGCGGCGCAGGCCGCGAGGAGGUGCCUGGCCCAGCUGAAGCGCCUCUUCGAGCUGGCGUGGAAGCACCCCUCCGCCAAGGUGGCUCAGACCGCGGUGUCCUCUGCGCAGAAUCUGCUCCAGAACCCAGCCUGCUCGGACCUGUGCGCUGUGAUCGUGCCCGGGCUGGUGAGGGCCAUCGCGGAGCCCAUGCAGCCCAUGGAGCAAGCUUGGGGAGUGAUCCCCACUUUGCUGGUCGCCCAGCGCCAGGCGGGUGAAAGCGAGAUGGUGAAGGGCACUCUGCAGAUGCUGCUGCAACUGGUGAGCGCCGUGGUGGCGGACGCCCGGCAGCCGGAGGCGGCGGGCGCCAUGGCGCGUUGCCUGAUGCAGGUGGCGCAGAUCGAGGCGGCGGGGCUGAAGGCGGAGGUGGCCAGCAUGCCCGCGGACAGCCAACGCACGGUGCAGGAACUGCUGCGGGCACAUGUCAGCGGGGCUGGAAGAGUAGAAGCGGCGCCGAGCGCUCCCCGCAUGCCGCUGACACACAAGAAGAUCGAGCUGAAGUUGAAGUUCUGA
This is a messenger RNA of Effrenium voratum, 3108 nucleotides long. NCBI's taxonomy places the organism in Eukaryota, Dinophyceae, Suessiales, Symbiodiniaceae. The record is from the annotation of a GenBank genome assembly.